Nicotiana attenuata is the source of this 1815-nucleotide messenger RNA. RefSeq lists its product as uncharacterized. The record is from RefSeq and is a predicted model, not a curated record. The coding region runs from base 1 to 1815 and encodes 604 amino acids. Gene Ontology annotation, molecular function: zinc ion binding. The transcript has 2 exons. NCBI's taxonomy places the organism in Eukaryota, Viridiplantae, Streptophyta, Magnoliopsida, Solanales, Solanaceae.
AUGAAAGGAAGAAAAAGGAAAGGAAAAGGAAAGGCAAAAGAAUCUCCAUCAAUAAUAUUAAAGGAAAAUGCAUCACUGGAUGAUGUAAAACUUGGUUCUGUUUUUCAAGAUAAAAAUGCCAUGAUUAGAUGUUUUUGCUUAGCAGCUAUAAAGGAGCAUUUUGAGUUCUAUGUUAACAGGUCAAGUAACACGAGAUACUCUUUGGUAUGUACUGAUGAAAAGUGUAGUUGGACUGUUCGAGGUUCAAGAAUUAAGGAAUCAACACUUUUUAAAAUAGUUAAAUUUCAGAGAACACAUGAGUGCUCAGUUGAUAUUCGAAAAUCAGAUCAAAGGCAAGCAACUUCAAAUGUGAUUAGAGAUUACGUGAUUGACAACUUAAGAGACAUAGCUACUGAGGUAAAACCUAAGUUUGUCAUUUCAGAGAUGAAAAGAGCACAUGGAAUUGAUGUUGGUUAUGGAAAAGCAUGGCAUGCUAUUCAAAAGGGGUUAUCUUUGUUAAGAGGAACAACUGAACAGAAUUAUGAGCAGCUGCCAUCAUAUUUGUAUAUGAUGGAACAAAAAAAUCCAGGAUCAUAUACAAAUAUUGUGAGAGAUGAAGAAAACAGGUUUGUUUACAUGUUUUUUAUGUAUGGGGCAUCAAUUUCUGGGUGGAAGUAUUGUAGACCACUGAUUGCUGUUGAUCGAACAUUUCUAAAAAAUAAAUAUAGAGGUGUUCUAUUAGUGGCUGUUACCAAACAUGCAAAUAACCAGAUUUUCCCUAUAGCUUUUGGAGUAGUGGGUAAAGAGAAUAAUGAAUCAUAUGAAUGGUAUUUCAGGGAAUUAAGAAAAGCAAUUGGGAUUCGUAAUGAUUUAAUGUUCUUGUCAGAUCGACACAAGGCUAUUGCAAAUGGAAUUGCAAAGGUUUUCCCUGAGUGCUACCAUGGAAUUUGCAUCUAUCAUUUAGAAAAGAAUCUGAAGCAAAGAAGAGUGAGAAACACUGUGAUAAAUCUCUUUCAAAGUGCUGCAAGAGUAUACCUUCAAUCAGAAUUUGAUGACUUCAUGUCCCAAAUAGCUGCUGUUGAUAAGAAAACUUUCAAUUAUUUGAUGGAGGAACCGCCAGGAAGGUGGGCUCGUUCACAUUGUCCCAGAAGAAGAUAUGAUAUGUUAACAACAAAUAUUGUUGAGUCAAUGAAUAAUGUUUUAAGACGUUCAAGAGAAUUGCCAAUUUUAACAAUGAUGGAUUUCAUACAAGAAAAAUUGCAAAGCUGGUUCUAUGAAAGAAGGACACUUGCAGAAGGAAUAUUCCGUGAUAUAUCAAAUUGGGCAGAAGCAACAUUGGAAGCAAAAAUUCAACCAGCUUUUACAUUUAGAGUAUUGCCCAUUGAUAGACUCAAAUUCAAUGUCAAAGAAGGUGGUAUGGAAUUUAUUGUUGAUCUAGACAAAAGAACAUGUGAUUGUUCUGAAUUUCAGCUAGAUGAGAUGCCAUGUGAACAUGCAAUUGCUGCAAUUGAGAGUAUACAUCAAAAGAAAUCGGCCUUUUGCUCAGCCUAUUUUUCAAGGGACUUUUGGUUGAAAACGUAUGAAGGGCAAGUAAAUUUUGUAGGUGAUGCAACAACAUGGGUUAUACCAGACACUAUUAAAUCAGAAAUCACUAAGCCUCCAGAUGCCAAAGUACUGCUAGGAAGAAGACAGAAGAAUCGACAUGUUUCCGGUACAGAAUUCAAGAAGGAACCAAGAUGUAGUCGUUGCAAAAAAUAUGGGCAUACCAGAACAAAUUGCACAAAUUCUUCUGUAGUUCAUCCUUAUGCAAGAAAAUAUAGGAAAAAAAAUGAUUGA